UGAGAAUUGCGGAUUACUUUGAUGUUGUUGCUGGAACAAGCACUGGUGGGUUGGUGACCGCCAUGCUCGCUGCUCCAGAUGAGAAUAAUCGUCCUCUCUUCGCAGCGAAGGAAAUCAAUGACUUCUACCUUGAAAAUUGUCCAAAGAUUUUUCCUAAGAAUGGGUAAGGAUGGGGAGACACAGUCCAAGCUCUUUAAACAUACUGAAUUUAGAGAUGUAGAGAUAUAUGCAUAAGUACUUCUGCGGCCCCGACAUAUCUUCUGUCAGAUAUAUGCAUAAGUACUUCUGCGGCCCCGACAUAUCUUCCUGCACACUAUUUUCAAACCAAAGACUUCAACAGGAAGUCCCGAAGCUUUAAUCUCAUUGACGGAGGGAUUGCUGCAAAUAAUCCAACAUUAUUGGCCUUGAAUGAAGUUACGAAAGAAAGUUUCAAACAAAAUGAUGACUUCUUUCCAAUUAAGCCAGCCGACUAUGGAAAAUUUCUGGUUCUCUCUUUGGGGACUGGAUCAUCCAAGCAAGAAGAGAAAUUUGACGCAUCCAUGGCGUCCAAGUGGGGUGUGCUUGGAUGGCUAUACAACAGUGGCAUGACACCAUUGAUUGAUAGUUUUAGUCAAGCUAGUUCUGAUAUGGUGGACAUCCAUGCCUCCGUCAUAUUCCAAGCAUUGCAUUGUGAGAGCAACUACCUUCGGAUACAGGAUGAUACUUUGAUGGGCGACACGGCAUCUGUAGAUGUAUCUUCCAAGGAGAAUUUGUUGAAGCUUGUUCAAAUUGGCAAAGAACUGCUAAAGAAACCAGUAUCGAGGGUGAACUUAGAAUCUGGCAUGUAUGAAGCAGUACAAAUGGCAGGGACAAAUGAAGAAGAACUCAUCCGUUUCGCCAAGAUGCUUUCUAGUGAAAGACAACUCAGGCUUGGGAAGAUGCAUUUGAAUUGACAAUAUCGGCAGGGUGCCAAACAAGGGAUCGUGAAUUAAUUCUCUGCAGCUAUGCAAUACAACUAUUCUUUUAUUCUUUAUUUUCUGGUACAAAAU
Messenger RNA from Phoenix dactylifera (date palm), 1028 nucleotides. The record is from RefSeq and is a predicted model, not a curated record. Lineage: Eukaryota; Viridiplantae; Streptophyta; Magnoliopsida; Arecales; Arecaceae.